UCAUGCUACUUGCAAGCAGCGCAUUUGAAGGAGCCCCAGCAACGUGCACGGAGGAUGAACGAACCCUACAGCCCUGCGACGCCCCGACCCAUCAGCAGCACCUCACCCAGCACCAUGAAAAUGUUCAUGGGCUUCCUCACUGUAUUUAUUGUAGCACAGAUGAUUGGGACCGUACUCUUCUGUUUGUAUCUUCACAUGAAGAUGGAUAAGAUGGAAGAGGUGUUGAGCUUAAAUGAAGAUUACAUCUUCCUGAGGAAAGUACAGAAAUGUCAGACGGCAGAAGGUCAGAAGUCGACAUUAUUGGACUGUGAAAAGAUUUUAAAGGGCUUCCAGGACCUCCAGUGCAAGGACGGGGGAGCCAGUAAAGGGCAGCCCAAGUUUGAAAUGCAGAGAGGCCAUGAGCACCGUGAGCAUCCCCAUUUGAUGCACAAGAACGAGACAACUAUGGCAGUGGAGAAGAGGCAGCCGAUCGCAGCCCACCUGGCAGGUCAGAGGAGCAACAAGACAGUCUCAGUGCUAGAGUGGAAGACGACGAUGUAUGGUCCCAUGAACAACAACUCGAUAUCCUACCAGGACGGGAAACUGAAGGUGAAGGAAGCAGGGCUCUACUACAUCUACUCCCAAGUCAGCUUCUGCACCAAGGCAGCAACUUCGGCACCCUUCACCCUCUAUAUUUAUUUGUAUCUCCCCAUGGAAGAGGACCGUCUCUUGCUGAAGGGACUAGACACACACAGCACCUCCAUGUCUUUCUGCGACCUCCAGUCCAUCCGGGAGGGAGGCGUCUUCAAGCUCCGGGAAGGCGAUAUGGUCUUUGUCAAUGUGACAGACUCAAGACGAGUGAACUACAGCCGUGGCAGCACUUACUUCGGCAUCUUCAAGCUGUAGUGAGGAGGGGGCCGCCCCGAGCUGGGGGUCCAGCCCGACUUUUUUGAGCAAAGUGGCUUUCCCUGUUUCCCGUAUUUAUGUUCCUCUGCCUCUUUGGUUUUCUUGUUUCUUAAUUUGUAUAUUUUGUUAUUUAUUAAUGAGGGCCAAGGGGCCCUGAGAACACAAAUGGAACAAAGUUUGAAGCUGU
Molecule: messenger RNA, 1072 nt
Organism: Pygoscelis adeliae (Adelie penguin)
Lineage: Eukaryota; Metazoa; Chordata; Aves; Sphenisciformes; Spheniscidae
Gene: CD40LG
Product: CD40 ligand
Exons: 6
Coding region: 55-885 (276 amino acids)
Biological process (GO): immune response
Cellular component (GO): membrane
Molecular function (GO): tumor necrosis factor receptor binding
Source: RefSeq, a predicted model, not a curated record